UGCGAACGGUGAUGUCGGUGACGGUGCACGAGAACCGCAAGUCUCGCUCCAGCUCGGGCUCCAUGAACAUCCAGCUGUUCCACAAGCCUUCGCACUCGGACAGCCUCCUGACACAGCUCAACCUGCUGCGCAAGAGGCGCCUCUUCACGGACGUGGUGCUGUGGGCGGGCGGCCGGGACUUCCACUGCCACCGGGCAGUGCUGGCCUCCUGCAGCCGCUACUUCGAGGCCAUGUUCUCGGGCGGCAUGAAGGAGAGCCAGGACAGCAGCGUGGAUUUCCACGACUCGUUGCACCCGGAGGUGCUCGAGCUCCUGCUGGACUAUGCGUACUCAGCCCGAGUCCUGAUCAAUGAGGAGAAUGCGGAGUCCCUGCUGGAGGCCAGCGACAUGCUUCAGUUCCACGACAUCCGAGAGGCCUCGGCCGAGUUCCUCGAGAGAAACCUUCACCCCAUGAACUGCCUGGGGAUGAUGCUCCUCUCGGACGCCCACCGCUGUGACCGCCUCUUCGACUUGUCCUGGCAGAUGUGCCUGGCCAACUUCGCCGCCCUGGGCCACACCGAGGACUUCCUGCGGUUGCCCAAGGACAAGCUGGCGCAGCUCAUGCUGAGCGAGGAACUGCAGGUGGAGGACGAGAGCCUUGUGUACGAGGCCGCCAUGGGCUGGGUCAAGUUCGACGCCGACCGCAGACGCGAGCACUUGGCCGAGCUACUGAGCUGCGUGCGGUUGGCCUUACUGCCCGAGAGCUACCUGUGCGACAAGGUGGCCCGCGAGGAGUUGGUGGUCGGACACAAACUGGGCGCCGCCAUCGUCCAGGAGGCCGUGCAUUGCAAGCUGAGGAUCCUCCAGAACGACGGGCUGGUCACUUUGCCAUGCGCCAAGCCCCGGCAGGUCAGCCACGACCUGUUCCUGCUGGGCGGCCAGACCUUCGUGUGCGACAAGGUCUACGCGGUCGACCGCAAGACCAAGGCCGUCAUCCCCAGGGCUGAGGUCCCCAGCCCCCGCAAGGAGUGCAGCGCCUGUGCCCUCGGCUGCAAGGUGUACGUGACGGGGGGCCGGGGCCCUGAAAACGGGGUCUCCAAGGACGUGUGGGUGUACGACACGCUGCACGAUGAGUGGACCCGCGCGGCGCCCAUGCUGCUGGCCCGCUACGGGCACGGCUCGGCUGAGCUGGGCCACUGCGUGUACGUAGUCGGGGGCCACACAGCCGUCUCGGUCUCCUUCCCGGCCUCGCCUUCCGUCUCGCUCAAGCAGGUGGAGCAUUACGACCCGCAGACCGACAAGUGGUCGCUGGUGGCCCCGGUGCGCGAGGGUGUGAGCAACGCGGCCGUGGUGGGCGCCAAGGGGCGCCUCUUCGUGUUCGGAGGCACCAGCCUGAACCGCGACAAGCCACCUCGGGUGCAGUGCUUCGAGCCGGCAGCCAACCGCUGGACCGUGGCAGCCAACUGCCCGCAGCCCUGGCGCUGCACCUCAGCCGCCGUGGCCGGGGAGCACGUGGUGGUGAUCGGAGGCGACACCGAGUUCUCGGCCAGCUCGGCCUACCGCUUCAACUGCGAGACCUACCAGUGGUCGCGCUUCGGGGACGUGGCGGCCCGAAGGGUCAGCUGCCACGCGGUGGCCUCGGGCUGCCGGCUCUACGUGGUGGGGGGCUACUCCGGAGCCCAGCGCUGCAAGACCCUGGACUGUUACGACUCGUCCACCGACACCUGGAGCAACGUGACCACCGUACCUUACUCGCUCAUCCCCUCCGCCUUCGUCAGCACCUGGAGGUACCUGGCCACCUAGAGGGAACGUGAGCGUGAACCCCCGAAUAGAGGUGGUGGUGGGGGGACACACGCACGUCUGUGGGAGGAAGGAUUGAACUCGCCACCGUUCCCGUUGUACUUGGAGGAACUUAAGGACGUGAGAACUUUGCCGAGCGAAGGAAGACCCAGGUCCCAUCAGCUCCGCCUGCCACCAUCCAGCUCGACAUGUGGUUUAAACCUGUUGGAUUUUCAUAGCUGUGGAUUUUCUCUCGACGAGUGCGUCGGUCCAUAGAAUUUCGUCGUUUCUUGCGCUGGUUUCUUGCUGAACGCACGGCUGGGGCACAUUUGGCCCCAGCGUGUAUUCCGUUCCGAUGGCAAGCGAAUUUCAGAGCAUAGGUGGAGUUCAGUCCUAGUCUAGUUUAGAUACUCUUGAGCCCCUUGUGUUGGGUUUCUGUACGUCUCACAUACCUGGCUGAGCCCACCCCCAAAACAAAAUACUGUACUGCUCUCUGGUUCUGCUCUCCGCAUUUCCAAAGGCUCAUGGGCUCCUGGUAUUGUACACAGCACUUUAUAUUCCCGUUUAUAUUUAUUUAGGGCAGUUUAAGGUGUAUUAUGCGCCGUUUGCAGAGGAAGUACAGGUACCCUUACUGUCGAUGAGCGAAGGAAUGAAAAGGAUUGAUGAAUUGAGGCCACUGAUAACUCGUGUUAGACAUCCGUUAGCACAUAAUACAGUUUACCUCAAUAAGAACGUAUGGUUAGAAUUUUAGGAGGAGAGGCGCCUUAAGCUAUUUGACGGUGAUUUUGGAGUUCGUGGCACAGUUGGCUGGGUCGUACUGUAACGAGGAGUGAAGUGUUUCAGCCUUGUGUUCAGCAAAUAAAUGUUUGGUCUUGCAGCUGUUUCUCACCAUUGCCUCGGACAGAAUCGGUACAUUCGGAGCUUGUGUGUUCAACCUUGACUGGACUAUUUUUGUGUCGAUUAGUGGUGUCGAGGUUUUUAUUUUGCUGAGUUCCUUAACGUUGGAAUCCGGGCAUCCAUGGACUCAAACCACGUGAAUCGAUCAGUUUUCUUCGGUGUGAUGGUGGGGUGGGAGUGGGCGGUUUCCCCUCAAGUUAGAGUGAAGUAGUUCCUGUUACAGGAUGGAAUCACCCCCCACCAACCACUUCUUUUCUUGAUUAUGAAAUCGUGCAAAAUUGGCUUGAGUGACAUUUUGCCACAGUAAAGUGGGAGGAAACCCACAAUAUCUUUUUAGUACAAUCAGACUAGACUGACCUGUGUUAUGUGAGUAGGAAGUUGAUUUAUUUUUCUCCCCAACACACAAAAAAACGAUGCCAUUUUUGAGGCAACUAUUUGUCAAAAAGUGAUGCGUGUUUUUCUCUGUAAAUAAUUUUCUUCCAAAUAAUUCGUGGGUUUUUUUUUUUGCUUCCUGGAGCCGACACUUAGCUUUCCUCUCGCUGCCCACCACUAGUUUGCUGAAUUUAUCCGCAAUUUCACUCGUUUUCACGUACAUAUAAACCCCUAAAUUUGUGCAGUUUUUUUUUCUAUAUUAUUCAAUUUAAUUUAUCUCCAUUGUACAGAUCUCUCGGUGGUGGAGGGGAAGAGAGGGAGGAGAGAGAGAGACAGGUUUAGAAACUAAAUGAAGGAGUUUGACUGGAAGUUUAUUGUGUUGUCUGUUGGGAUUUAGUUUUUGGUGGGAGGUGGGGAAGAGAGAGAGAGAGAGAAGGGCGUCUCAUGAUAUUAACACAUCAACUCUCCCUUCCUCGAGACUAUUGAUAGCUUCUGACUGCAUUUUUGCUCAAUGUGAUAAUAUUACAUGGUGCAUUUUUUUCCCCCUUUUCGUCAAUGUAUGUCCUUACAACAAACUGGAUUCUUGAAUUGGUUCUAUUACACUGAAUCAUGGAACAGUACCUUCUCUCUCUCUCUCUCUCUCCGUAGCAGCUGCAGAGUGAGUGAUACGGUCCUUUCUCAUUUUAAUUAAGUCUGGUUAAUACUCUUUUAUUUGUUCUGUGUGACAGCCAAUGGCUACAAAAACUUUCAGUAAUAAAAAAAAACACCUUGUUUUUUU
Callorhinchus milii (elephant shark) is the source of this 3804-nucleotide messenger RNA. Its product is annotated as ectoderm-neural cortex protein 1-like. The transcript has a single exon. The coding region runs from base 12 to 1781 and encodes 589 amino acids. Lineage: Eukaryota; Metazoa; Chordata; Chondrichthyes; Chimaeriformes; Callorhinchidae. The record is from RefSeq and is a predicted model, not a curated record. Gene Ontology annotation, molecular function: protein binding.